CCGCAUUGACCAAACAGAUUUCUUGAGUUUAUCUCCUUCCCCCCUUCGUUCCAUCUUCACAAUCCGCAAUCGACCCAACCCCACAGCCGAAAAAAUCUUCAAUCUUUCCAAAACAUUUCUUCAUUACUAUUCAAUCCCAUCAUCAUCUUCAUCAGACAAAGCCGAAGGAAGGAGAAGAAAGGGAGUAUGGGUCUGUUUGAUUUGGAGAAGCACUUCGCCUUCUAUGGAGCAUACCACAGCAACCCGACCAACAUCUUCAUUCACAUGAUCUUCGUCUGGCCAAUUUUCUUCACCGCUCUGCUCCUCCUGUAUUUCACUCCCCCAAUUCUCGCCGCUUCUCCGAUCCAGCUCGGUUCUCGGACUCUUCUGGUGUUCAAUUCUGGCUUCCUGUUGGCCUCGAUCUACGCCCUCUUCUAUGUGUGCCUGGACAAGAAAGCUGGCUCUUUCGCAGCUCUCGUUUGCUUUCUCUGUUGGGUCUCUAGCAGUCGCCUUGCUCUUCUUCUCGGCUUCUCCUUGGCUUGGAAGGUUGUUCUUGCAGCCCAGCUGUUGUGCUGGACAGGGCAGUUCAUAGGUCAUGGUGUGUUUGAGAAACGAGCUCCGGCUUUGCUGGACAAUCUCACACAGGCAUUCCUCAUGGCUCCUUUCUUUGUCCUGCUGGAGGCUCUUCAAUCUUUCUUCGGCUAUGAACCUUAUCCAGGCUUCCAUGCCCGUGUUGAAGCGAAGAUCAAAUCUGAGAUUGCAGAAUGGAAAAAAAAGCAGAAGCAGGAGAAGAAAAGUUCUUGAAUGAAGAUUUAUAUGUAUAUUUGACAGUUUAGGCCUUUUGUUUCAUCUUCCUGAAAUUGAAUUGUGUACAUUACCUCCUGUGAACUCUGUACAUGUCCUAAAAAAACUUGCAUUUCCAAAUAAAAACUUGAAAAUUCAGGAUCACAUGUUUAAGGAAAUGCAAAAAAAAAAAAAAAUAGUGGUUUCAACUUUCUUGGCUUAAUAAGAUUCCUGAAAAUAU
Cuscuta campestris is the source of this 1003-nucleotide messenger RNA. NCBI's taxonomy places the organism in Eukaryota, Viridiplantae, Streptophyta, Magnoliopsida, Solanales, Convolvulaceae. The record is from the annotation of a GenBank genome assembly.